AUGUUCAAUACAGAUCAUCCUCUAUUAGAUGGGUUCGCGAACACCGAUUACAAAAUCCUACUAUAUGUCCCUUGCCUAGAACGACAACGUAAUAUCGAAGUAGCGCCCGAUCUCCGGGAGGUCUCCAACGAUUUCCAACAAACGUUCUGA
This is a messenger RNA of Pyrenophora tritici-repentis Pt-1C-BFP, 150 nucleotides long. The record is from RefSeq and is a predicted model, not a curated record. Lineage: Eukaryota; Fungi; Ascomycota; Dothideomycetes; Pleosporales; Pleosporaceae.